Messenger RNA from Trichomonas vaginalis G3, 393 nucleotides. Its product is annotated as H2A histone acetyltransferase protein. Lineage: Eukaryota; Parabasalia; Trichomonadida; Trichomonadidae. Gene Ontology annotation, molecular function: histone H4 acetyltransferase activity; histone H2A acetyltransferase activity; protein N-terminal-serine acetyltransferase activity. The coding region runs from base 1 to 393 and encodes 130 amino acids. The record is from RefSeq and is a predicted model, not a curated record. The transcript has a single exon. Gene Ontology annotation, cellular component: nucleus.
AUGUCAAAUGUAUCUUUGCAUCCACAGCUUACCAAGAAAGAACAAAGGAGGCAAGCUGAUAAGGCAAAAACCGAGGCAUUCAAUAAAAUGAGAAGAUCUGAUGUAGAUGCUGAAGCAAAACAAGAUUUACUUGAAUUGAUUCCAAUGAUGCGAACAUUCAAGAGAAAUGGUCUAGAUGUCGCAGCGACAUACUGCACUAAGCUUGAUCAAGAUCUUUUAAAAUGGGCUUUAGAUUUAACAGAAAGAAAUUUGCAUCAAAUCUAUGAAGAUUCAUGGGGAUGGAACGAAACAAAGAAGCUAAAUGAACUUAGGGAUAAAUCGGUCAGAUUUAUUGUUCUUAGACAAGGGGAAGAACUUUGUGGUUUUGUUCACAUCAGAUUCGAAUUUGAAUAG